CACUUACUAGCACCUCACCACUCACUGCCCACUGCCUGCUCCCUGUAGUGCAUGUGAAAAGCGGACUGGGCCGCAACACCAAUUUUUGGAUCCACAGGACAGUUGGACUGCUCCCAAGUAUACCUAGGUAGCUGAGCCGGGCGUCAUAUCACGCAUGUGCCGGUCUUGCCCAGUGGCUCGAGCACGCCAGAUCUAGCAACUAUGGCAAUCGGCGACGACGAGACGCCGGCCAAGGGCGCGCGGUCCCCUGUCCCGAAGGAGGAGGAGGUGGAGCGAGUAGAGGCCGAGAGGUUCUCUCCCCAGGAAGAAGCAGAUUUGGUGGCCGAGUCCAACUCGCAUAAGGCCGAAGCGAACAAGCUAUUCACAUCUGGCAAAUACGACAUCGCGCUCAACAAAUAUGACCUGGCCGUCGCUGUCUGCCCGAAUUACCUGGACUACGAGCUGGCUGUCCUCCGGUCCAACAUUGCCGCCUGUCACCUGAAACUGGAAGAAUGGAAGGAAGCCGUCAGCAGCGCCACUGCCGCGCUCGACGGCCUUGAUCGGCUGGAGCAACAAGAGAGUGAGAAGGCAAAAGCCGCAGCCGAUGGGACCAAAGACUCGGAGAGCGACGCCGAGGCCGAAAUAACCAGCACUGGCGCCGCCAAAGCUGGCCCCGCUCUGUCCGCCGAUACCCAUGACGACCCUGCCGAAGCAGCGCGCCGCAAGCGCGGGGACGACAUUGCCAGGAUACGCGCCAAGGCCCUGAUGCGGCGAGCGCGCGCGAGGAGCGGGCUGGGCGGGUGGGCAGACCUGGAGGGUGCGCUCGAAGACUACAAGAAGCUGGCAGCGAUGGGCAACCUGGCUGCGGCCGACAAGAAGGUUGUGCAAGCACAGCUCCGGGCGCUGCCGCCGCGCGCCAAGGCCGCCCAGGAGAAGGAGACGGCCGAGAUGUGGGCCAAGCUGAAGGACUUGGGGAACGGGCUGCUCAAGCCGUUCGGGCUGAGCACGGACAACUUCAAGAUGGUCAAGGACGAGAAAACCGGAGGGUACAGCAUUAAUUUUCAAGGAGGAGGAGGAAGUAAGACGUGAAAGUGAGGCGUGGUUAGACAACACAAGAGCCUCUCCGGCCUCAGGCUUGGGUAUCGAGCUGUGUUACUGAGUUUACGGCUUGUUCCAGCAGUGGCCGGCAUCACGUCCUGCUUCCGGGCGAGCCCGAACGGCUGGAUGAUAUUUGCCACGCCUGCAUGAUCAAUCCUCGGUGCAACAUUCCUCAGGACACAAGGGAACGAUGCAGGCGCAUGACGUCUCGGCCCCCUGCCCAGGAGAAGGGGGGCAGCGGGAGGGGAGUGCUCCGAACAAGCAACGACGCGGAGGGCCCUAAGGUCAGAGAACAUGGGCGAGGGGAUGUGCCUCUGGCAAAUCACUACCGAGAUGGAUUGAUCCAAGGUUCAUUUUUUCUGAUGUGUGAGAGAGCGGCGAAAUUCGAAGGACCAACACCAGUCGCGGCGACAUCUCACAUCUCAGGGCAUCAACUCCUGAUGGAAAGGAGCGGGAUGUGAAAACGGGAUGAGAAAACGGAUCAUUCAGAUCCCCCGAAGCCUGCCAAGACUUGAGCUGAAGUGGGGCGCGAAACGACGAUAAGCCGCUUAUCAAGCAGCGCGGGGCGACUGAUUC
Messenger RNA from Thermothielavioides terrestris NRRL 8126, 1653 nucleotides. RefSeq lists its product as uncharacterized. NCBI's taxonomy places the organism in Eukaryota, Fungi, Ascomycota, Sordariomycetes, Sordariales, Chaetomiaceae. The transcript has 2 exons. The record is from RefSeq and is a predicted model, not a curated record. The coding region runs from base 202 to 1068 and encodes 288 amino acids. Gene Ontology annotation, molecular function: protein binding.